Messenger RNA from Solanum pennellii, 3302 nucleotides. RefSeq names its product cytochrome P450 89A2-like. NCBI's taxonomy places the organism in Eukaryota, Viridiplantae, Streptophyta, Magnoliopsida, Solanales, Solanaceae. Gene Ontology annotation, cellular component: membrane. The transcript has a single exon. Gene Ontology annotation, molecular function: iron ion binding; oxidoreductase activity, acting on paired donors, with incorporation or reduction of molecular oxygen, NAD(P)H as one donor, and incorporation of one atom of oxygen; heme binding. The coding region runs from base 363 to 1916 and encodes 517 amino acids. The record is from RefSeq and is a predicted model, not a curated record.
CACAAAAUUCACGAACUCCAGCAUUUUAGCACCAAAAAAAAAAAAGAGAAAGAAUUACAGAUCCCCGCAUAUAAUUUCAGCUCAAAAAAACGAAAGAAUCAUAAUUCUGAAUAAAAAAUUGAUGACGUGGCCGAAUUAUAAUUGACCACGUGUUAAAAAUAGUUUUGCAAAAUCACUAUUAAAAUAUAAUGACAUAAAUGAGUCUUUUUCUUCAACCAUAAUGAUAUAGAUGUGCCAAAUUUUUAACUAACGACAUAAAUAAACAUUUUCGUAUCAAGCUUUGGUUGCUCUACAAUCACACCAUUGAAAAUGAAAAUGGCCGUCGUCGAAAGUUCAAUUUGAUUAGAAUUUGGAUUACAAUAAUGGAAAGCUGGUUUAUCAUUGUUGUUGUUACUCUGUGUAUCGCUUUUUUGUUGAAAUUUCUAUUUAAUAAUACUUUUUCCCGUUCCAGGAAGAAACUCCCGCCAGGACCCUACAGUUUCCCGGUGAUCGGUAGUUUAGUAUGGGCAAGAAGGACGUUCGCCGACUUGGAACCCAUCCUCCGUGACCUUAAGGCUAAGUAUGGUCCUCUGUUCACCAUCAAUAUCGGGUCUCGUCCCAACAUAUACGUAUCUAGCCACUCCUUAGCCUACCAAGCUUUAAUCCAGCAAGGUGCUGUUUUCUCCGACCGACGAAAGGCUCUACCCACCCAUGCUAUCCUCAGUAGUAACCAGCGUAGCAUCAGCUCCGCCCCUUAUGGCCCUAUAUGGCGUCUCCUCCGUCGAAACUUGACUUCAGAAAUGCUCAAUCCUUCUCGUAUCAAGUCAUAUUCCAAGGCCAGAUCCCGGGUGUUGGGUAUCCUCAUUCAACAGCUCCGUAACGCCCAAGUUGAUUCUGUGAAGUUAAUUGAUCAUUUUCAGUAUGCUAUGUUCUGUCUACUUGUAUUUAUGUGUUUUGGGGAUAAGCUUGAGGAAUCUCAAAUCAAAGAUAUACAAAAUAUACAGCGUAAGUAUAUCGUGAAUUACCGACGAUUCUAUAUGCUCAAUUUCGUUUCUGGAUUUGGGAAAAUAAUAUUUAGGAAUCGCUGGAAGGAACUCGUUGAACUACGACGAGAGCAAGAGAGUAUCAUCAUUCCUUUGAUUGAAGCACGACGCAGGAACAAAGAACAAAAUACUGAGCAAAGUGAUGAAUUUGUGGUGGCUUAUGUGGAUACCCUGUUGAAUUUGGAGUUGCCGGAGGAGAACAGGAACCUCAAUGUUGGAGAAACCGUAACCCUCUGCCGUGAACUCCUAAGCUCCGGAACUGAUACGACGUCCACUGCCUUACAGUGGAUUAUGGCCAACUUGGUCAAAAACCCUAUCAUUCAGGAGAAAUUAUAUCGUGAAAUUGCGAGUGUAGUGGGAGAAAAUCAGGGAAAGUUGAGUACAGAUGAAGUGGUGGUGAAGGAGGAUGAUUUCCAGAAAAUGCCCUACUUGAAAGCAGUUAUAUUGGAAGGUCUUAGGCGACACCCACCUAGUCACGUUCUGUUCCCACACACAGUGACGGAGGAAGUAGAACUAAACGGCUACAUCGUUCCAAAGAAUGCCACCAUCAAUUUCAUGGUUGCUGACAUGGGUUUGGAUCCAAAUGUAUGGGAGGAUCCGAUGGAGUUUAGGCCAGAGAGGUUCUUAGUGGAAGGAUCGGAUAAAUUAGCUGAUUUUGAUAUAACAGGAAGUAAAGAGAUCAAGAUGAUGCCAUUCGGUGCAGGUAGAAGAAUGUGUCCUGCCUACGCGUUGGCUAUGCUUCACUUGGAAUACUUUGUGGCUAAUUUGGUUUGGCAGUUUCAAUGGGAUCCUGUCGAAGGAGACGAUGUUGAUCUAUCGGAGAAGCUAGAAUUCACCAGUGUGAUGAAAAAUCCAUUACGAGCUCGUAUUUGCGCCAGAGUUAACUCUGUUUGAAUUUGGUAAUUGCUUCAUUUUAUUUGCCUACUUCUCUGUUAAUGGACUUCCUUCCCACAGGAAGUUAAUAAGGAAAAUGAUGGAUAAUGCUUUGUUGCAAUAUAAUAAGCUUGUUUGAAUAGCAUAAUACAUAUAUUAUAUCCUAAAUUUGGGUUCAAAUUUUAACUUUGACCUCCAACUUUCAUAAUGCACAAACAGUCACUUCAACUAUCCAACUUUUAAAUAAAUAAACACAUAAGUCCUACAUGACACAAUACACGUAGAACACCACAUAGGACAAAAAAUGACACGUAGGAUGACAUGCAGGACAUUUGUGUUUAUUUAUUCAACUUUAUACAACUUCAACUGUCUAUUUGUGCACACCCAAAUUUGAAGGGUACAAAUGUAAUUUAAAGCUAACUUAAAAGGCAAAUUUAUAUAUUAUGCCUGUUUGAAUUGUUUUUACGUAUGAAAUUUGUUCAUUAUUGUUAAAUCUAUUGAUGCGGUGAAUUUCGUUGUUGUUACGUAUGAAAUUUGUUCAUUAUUGUUAAAUCUAUUAAUGCAAUGAGUUUCAUUUUAUGUAAUUAUUAAUUUGUGUAAAUUAUUAGUGACCAUUAAACUUUAUCUCAUCUUUGGGUAUACACAAGUAGACACUUAAAUUUGUAUAGAGUUAUACAAAUAGACACACAUGUCCUAUAUGUCAUCCUACAUGUCAUUUUUUGUCCUACGUGAUGUCCUAUGUGUAUGUGUCAUGUAGGACUCAUAUAUUUAUUUAUUUAAAAGUUAAACCGUUAAAGUGUCUGUUUAUGAAUUAUAAAAGUUGAAGGUCAAAGUUAAAAAUUUGAAACUAAGUUUAGAAUCCAAUAUAUGUCUUAUGUUUAAUAAUAUCAUAGAUUUAUGUUUCAGAUCAUUUUUAUAUAAUGAUAAAAGAUAAUCUAAUUUAUUCAAACAUUAUGAACAAUAGAGCUCAUUAUAUUACAAUAUAUAUAUAUAUAUAUAUAUAUAUAUAUAGUAUAUAUAUUAUGAAACAAUAUAUAACAACCGUCCACUCAAAAUUUUUAGAUAGUCAUUAGUAUCAAGUUGACCGAUGGCCAUAUUAACUACUAUUUAAUUCGGUUUUAGCCAUUUUGAAUCUUUUUAUUUAACUCUUACGGAUCUGUACUCACAUUCUUGGAUUGGAGUGCCUCCCAUUCAAUCUACCUCUUAGUUGUCAAAUCUUCCUGGCAUUAUUAUGGAACCAUAGUAAACGUAAAAUGGAAAAAACUCAAAUUAAUAAUGUUAUGAGUUAGAAUUUGGUGUAUUCUAAAGAUGUGAAUAGGAAAUGAAGGGUUGUAAUUCUUUUAAAAGGUUGUGACUUUAUAGAAAGACUGUAACUUUAAUGAAAAGUUGUGUCUUUUCUAAAGGAUC